AAGCUGUUUACCACAAUGUCGGCAGCCUGACAACUAUGAACCCAAAAUAUGACUAUAUCUAUAAAUCUAUCAUUCUAACUGCAACGAGUCAUUUGUAAAUGUGAAUUAUGAAACUAAAGUACCUAAAGACUCUUCUAACUCCUCAGGAUGGAGCUGCUAAAGUCACCUGUAUGGCUUGGGCUCCAAACAAUGCAAAGUUUGCAGUUUGCACUAUUGAUAGAGUGGUUAUUCUAUAUGAUGAGCAAGGAGAGAAAAGAGACAGAUUCACUACAAAGCCUGCAGACCCCAAAUAUGGAAAGAAAACAUAUGUGGUCAAGUCCAUAGCAUUUUCCCCCGAUUCAACCAAAAUAGCAGUUGCCCAAACAGACAACAUCAUAUUUGUAUACAAAAUUGGAGAAGAAUGGGGAGAUAAAAAGGUUAUUUGCAAUAAAUUUAUACAAACAAGUGCUGUAACAUGUUUGGUUUGGCCGACAGAGCAUGCAAUACUAUAUGGACUAGCAGAGGGAAAAGUUCGUCAAGCCAAUACAAAAACAAGCAAGUCCUCUACGAUCUAUGGAACAGACUCCUACGUUGUCUCACUGACCUCAAAUGUCUCAGGGAAGGGAAUCCUCUCUGGUCAUGCAGAUGGAACGGUUGUUCGGUACUUCUUCGAUGACGAAGGAUCUGGAGAAUCUCAGGGCAAACUAUUGACACAUGCAUGCCCGCCAUAUGCCCUGGCAUGGGGUAUCAACAGCAUAAUUGUGGCUGGAUGUGAUAAGAAGAUCGUAGCCUAUGGAAGGGAGGGCCACAUUCUUCAGACAUUUGACUAUAGCCGAGAUCAUUCUGAAAAGGAAUUCACCAUUGCGACAGCUAGCCCCAGUGGCCAGUCCAUAGUCGUAGGAAGUUAUGACAGGUUGAGAGUUUUCAACUGGAGUCCUCGAAAAGGCAACUGGGAUGAAGCUUCUCCCAAAGAGAUUCCAAACUUGUACACCAUCACAGCUCUAGCCUGGAAAAAAGAUGGCUCUCGGCUCUCUGUGGGCACAUUGUGUGGAGGAGUCGAGCUGUUUGACUGCUGCCUGCGCAGGAGUAUUUACAAGAACAAAUUUGAGAUCACCUAUGUAGGGCUGAGUCAGGUAAUAGUGAAGAAUUUGUCCACUGGCACACGAGUGGUGCUGAAGUCUCAGUAUGGUUAUGAGAUAGAUGAGGUUAAGGUCAUGGGGAAGGAUCGACAUCUAGUGGCUCAUACUUCUGACACCCUUCUGCUGGGAGACCUGGUGUCCAACAAACUGAGUGAGGUGGCAUGGCAGGGCUCCGGGGGAAAUGAAAAAUAUUUCUUUGAAAAUGAAAUGGUAUGCAUGAUAUUCAAUGCUGGAGAGCUGGCACUGGUGGAAUACGGAAGCAAUGAAAUCUUGGGAUCUGUUCGGACAGAGUUUAUGAACCCUCACCUCAUUAGUGUGCGUCUGAAUGAGAGAAAGCAGAGGGGAGUGGAGGACAACAAAAAGUUGGCCUACCUGAUAGACAUCAAAACUAUUGCUAUCGUGGACCUAGUCGGCGGGUACAAUCUGGGCACCAUAAGCCAUGAUUCCAAGAUUGACUGGCUGGAGCUGAAUGAAACGGGACGUAAACUUCUCUUUAGGGACAAGAAACUCAGGCUCCACCUGUAUGACAUCGACAGCACCAAGAAGAGCACCAUGCUGAGUUUCUGUCCUUACGUCCAGUGGGUACCUGGCAGUGAUGUAGUUGUGGCUCAGAACAGAGGAAACCUGUGUGUUUGGUACACCAUCGACAGCCCGGAAAGGGUCACAAUGUUUCCACUCAAGGGGGAUAUUGUAGACCUGGAGAGAUCCAAUGGUAAAACUGAAGUCAUUGUGACUGAAGGGGUUAAUUCUGUCUCCUACACUCUGGAUGAGGGACUGAUCGAGUUUGGAACAGCCAUUGACGAUGGAGACUAUUAUAGGGCCACAGCAUUCCUGGAAACCCUGGAGAUGUCUUCAGAGACAGAGGCCAUGUGGAAGACUCUGAGUAAACUCUCCCUUGAGGCACGACAACUCCACAUUGCUGAGAGGUGUUUUGCAGCACUUGGGGAUGUGUCGAAAGCCAGAUUCCUGAAUGAGACCAACAAGAUCGCAGAUGCUGUCUCAAAGGAAAAUGGUGGUAUUGGUACAGACUACUACCAAGUGAAGGCAAGGCUGGCAAUGCUGGAUAAGAAUUUUAAGCUUGCUGAGAUGUAUUACAUAGAACAGAACGCGGUGGAUGAAGUGAUGGAAAUGUACCAGGAGCUCCAUAUGUGGGAUGAAUGUAUUGCGGUGGCAGAGGCGAAGGGCCAUCCAGAGUUGGACAAUUUGAGACGCAGUUAUUAUUCCUACCUAAUGGAGACUAAUCAGAAUGAGAAAUCCGCGGAGGUGAAGGAAAGUGAAGGUGAUUUCACUGGUGCUGUUAACCUCUACCUGAAAGCAGGACUCCCUGCUAAAGCUGCCUGGCUGGCCAUGAGCAGAGAUGAGCUGUUAUUAAAUCAUGACAUCAUCAACCGCAUCACUUCUGCGCUCAUUAAAGGAGAGUUCUAUGAGAGGGCAGGUGACCUGUUUGAGAGGAUAAGAAAUAAUCAAAGAGCCCUGGAUUGCUACCGUAAGGGAAAUGCUUUCAAGAAAGCGGUGGAUUUGGCUCGGGUUGCCUUUCCUGCAGAAGUUGUAAAGCUGGAGGAAGUAUGGGGUGACUACUUAGUGCAUCAGAAACAAAUGGAUGCUGCCAUCAACCAUUACAUAGAAGCUGGCCGCUCUACCAAGGCCAUAGAGGCGGCGAUCGCAGCACGACAGUGGAAGAAAGCAUUGCACAUACUGGAGCUACAGGAGGACAAGACUGCAGCCAAGUAUUACCUUAAGAUAGCCCAACACUAUGCUUCUGUACAAGAGUUUGAGGUGGCAGAACGUCUGUUUGUAAAAGGGGAUCAUAUCAAAGAUGCUAUAGAUAUGUACACUCAGGCUGGACGAUGGGAGCAAGCUCAUAAGCUUGCUGUGAAAUGCAUGACACAAGAGGAUGUGUCUGCCCUUUACAUCAGUCGAGCACAAGAGUUUGAGAUAGAGGGGAAGUACAAAGAAGCUGAAAGGCUGUUUACCACUGUAGAUGAACCAGACCUGGCUAUCACCAUGUACAAGAAGAUCAAAAUGUAUGAUGACAUGAUCCGUCUAGUUGCCAUACAUCACAAAGACCUGCUGCAGGAAACGCACAUUCACCUGGCCAAGGAGCUGGAGGCUGAAUCCAGGUUCCAGGAGGCGGAGUACCACUACCUUGAGGGUCAAGACUGGAAAAACGCUGUAAACAUGUACAGAGUCAAUGACAAAUGGGAGGAAGCUUACAGGAUAGCAAAGGGCUAUGGAGGAGCCAGUGCCCAUAAGCAGGUGGCAUACUUGUGGGCACAGAGUCUUGGAGGAGAGGCGGCAGUUAAACUGCUAAACAAGUUUGGUAUGCUGGAAACGGCCAUUGACUUUGCUGCUGAUAACUGCUCCUUUGACUUUGCCUUUGAGCUGGCCCGACUCUCCAUGAAACAGAAGAUCCCUGAUGUCCAUCUAAAGAAAGCCAUGUUUCUUGAAGACCAGGGCAAGUUCACUGAGGCUGAGACAGAGUUCAUCAAAGCUGGGAAACCCAAGGAGGCUGUGCUAAUGCACGUCCAUAACAAGGACUGGAGUAACGCCCAAAGAGUGGCUGAGGCUCAUGAUCCAGAAAGUGUAGCAGAUAUUCUAGUGAGCCAGGCUAAGUUCUGCUUUGACCAGAAGGAAUUCCAAAAAGCAGAAGCCUUCCUGCUCAGGGCCCAAAGACCUGAACUGGCUGUUAAAUACUACAAAGAUGCUGGGAUGUGGACUGAUGCAAUGCGGAUCUGUAAAGACUAUUUGCCCAGCAAGCUGAGCAUCCUUCAAAAGGAAUAUGAGAGUGAGGGCAACUGGGGUGUGGAGGGUAUGGUCGAGCAGGCUCAGGAGUGGGAACAGACGGGCGAGUAUGCUCGAGCUGUGGAGUGCUAUCUUAAAGUGAAGGACUCAUCUAACGUGGAUUUAAUGAUGAAGUGUUGGAUGAAGGCAGCAGAAUUGGCCAUAAAAUUUUUAACCCAUGACAAGGCUGUGGAGGUCAGUCAGGUUGUUGGGCCAUGUCUGAUUCAGCUCAGAAAAUACAAUGAGGCUGCUGAGCUCUACCUCAACCUGGACCUCAUUAAGAAUGCCGUAGAUGCUUUCAUUGAGGGAGAAGAAUGGAACAAAGCCAAGAGAGUGGCCAAGGAGCUCGAUCCAAGAUUAGAAGAAUAUGUUGAUAAACGCUACAAAGAGCACCUGAAAAACCAAGGCAAAGCUGACUCUUUGGUUGGAGUUGAUGUGGUGGCUGCCCUGGACAUGUACGCCGAGAGGGGACAGUGGGAGAAAUGCAUUGACACAGCUUCAAAACAGAAUUUUAAAAUCCUGCACAAGUAUAUCGCCCUAUAUGCCACUCAUCUGAUCAGAGAGGGAGAGGCAGAGAAAGUGCUCUACCUGUAUGCCCAGCACGGUGUGCCAGCUUAUUCACAGAACUUCAACAUCUACAAGCGGAUGUUCCUGGAGCUGGUGAGCCUAAGAGACAGGGAUUGUGCAGAAGCUUAUCGGAUGUGGGCUGAUAUGAGGGACGUUCUUCUGCUGCUUUGUGAGAACCUGACCAAGUCUUCUGAGGCUAAUUCUCCAGCCCACGAGGAAUUUGAGCAGAUGCUGCUGGUUGCUCACUAUUACGCCACCCGAUCAGCAGCCAAAGGCAUUGACCAGCUGAUUUCUGUGGCUGCCAAGCUGUCCAUCUCUCUCCUGAGGCACACAGACCUCAUUCCAGCUGACAAGGCCUUUUAUGAAGCUGGCCUGACUGCCAAGGCUGUUGGUUGGGAGAACAUGGCUUUUAUCUUCCUCAAUCGCUUCUUGGAUUUGGCUGAUGGCAUUGAUGAAGGAACAUUGGAUGCUUUGGAUCACACUGACUUCCAAGACACUGAUAUUCCAUUUGAAGUCCCUGUACCUUCAAAACUACAUGUCACAGUAGAGAAGAGGGAGGAGAUUAGGGAAUGGGUUCUGACUGUGUCCAUGGACCAGCGUGUGGAGCAGGUGCUGCCCAAGGAUGAGAGGGGCACAUAUGAAGCCUCGCUAUUGGCUACCGGCACCGGCAUCCGGUCCCUACCUUGCAUCAUAACAGGUUACCCUGUCCUGCGCAACAAAAUUGAGUUCAAAAGACCAGGGAUGGCAGCAAACAAAGAAGACUGGAAUAAAUUCCUGAUGGCUACAAAGACAACUCACAGUCCAGAAUGUCAGGAUGUGCUGAAAUUUAUCACACAGUGGUGUGGAGGCCUCCCGUCAGCUGGAUUUUCCUUCCACUAAGAUCGAGGAAGGUGCACAAUAUCUAUUUAUCUAUCUGUCGUCAUCCUGCUCUUCACUUCCUUGCCUCACAACUGUUCUGUUUACACAUUUAAUCAUGAUUUUUUUUAUUUUUGUGAUUCUCUUUCCCAAAGGCAAUGUUCAAGUCAUGCUCAUAAUCUUUUCGUCAUCUUGUAAAUCAAAUUAAAUAUUCAUCUUUAUCAUAAGGUCAGCGCCUGAAGGUUGUGUUGUGUGUUUUAACUAUAUUAUACAUAUUCCACUAUUUCUUAUAUGAGUUGGAUAUUUUGCUAUCCAAGCACAAAAUAAAAGAUCAACACUUUCAUAAAGAUUGUCAGUUUUUUUUUAAUUAUAUUUUGUGCCAGCUUUAAGACAGAUUUCAAAGACAUAGUCAACUGAAAUUAAAAUCAAAUAUUAUGUUCAUAUUUUAUGAAUAAUAUAAGUAUUGUUGUUCCAUUUGGUAUACCAACAAGGCCUACAAUUAGGUAUUCAGCAGGUUUUGAGAAUAUAUAAAAAUGUCCAUAAACUUUCUGAGGGCGAAAACCUAAUAUAAGGCUAUAUAAAUAAUAAAUAACUCUAAAUAACUUUUCAGUACCAUGAGUACCAGUGUAUUUAUUUAUAGCUAUAGUAUAUUCUGAUGAGCCAAUUCAUGGUCAUUAAUGUUCACCUGUCAAACGACGCCACCUCGUGGUGACCACACUAUGUUGUUUUCCACGCUAUGUUGGUUUCCACAUGUUCUCUCUCUCUCUCUCUCUCUCUCUCUCUCUCUCUCUCUCUCUCUCUCUCUCUCUCUCCCUCCCUCUCUCUCUUUCUUGUUCCAUUAAGUGCAUUAAAUUACUGAGCAUCUUUAUAGUAUGAAUAUUUGAAUAUGUCGCAAAUAUAUGCAUCGAAGUAGUGGACUUGUGGGUGGUUUUGAUUUUAAGCUCUCGCUAUUAUAUAACUCGAUAGAUCAUUGCACUGGGUGACUGCUUAGUUGCGGUAGAAGUAAAUUAAUUUGAUACAACAACAACAAAAAAACAUUAUUAAAUUGUCUUAAAUUUAGUUAGUAGCCUUAUAUGAUGCAUGUGGACCUGACAGUUGUGCUCAUCUCAUGUAAAAAUAUCAAUGGACAUCGCAUUGUAUAUUAUAGAACUGUAAGAAUUUUUUAUCCAGUAGCUUUAAGAUAGUACAUCAUUUAUCCCAUUUAAACGACAUACCCUAUAUGCUACUUCUCUCUGUCAAACCACUCGAAUUGUGUCCUAAAUAUUCUUUUGAUGAUAUGCUAAUGUAGGCUACACCUCUGCCAAAUGAGGUUCAUAUAACAUAAUGCGGUGUCCUUAAAAACCCUUUAAGUGAAUAUAGCUUGGGCAACAAGGCCACGGUUCGCGUCUCAGAAAAGGCCUGUUGCUAUAGAAGGCGGAAAAAUCGAUGUUCUUUCGCAUCCUUUUCGGCUUCUUAGACCUCCUCGACCAUUUUAGCGUCUUGGUUCAAGGUAACAUCAUUAAUUUCCAGCAGAAGGCUUAGGCUAUGACCCUAUAUUUCAACCAAACCACAUAUAUACACUUCUUUAUAUAAAAAAAAUGUGAAACGCAAAAAUAAAACGGCAGCCUUAUUGAUCAAGACGUAUGCGUUUAGUUCUUAUACCUUGACCUUUAUUUAUUUUUUCUUUGAAAUUAAAACUACAACUUAAGCAGACAGUAACGUUCAAAUAAUGUACAUUUAGUUUGCAAAAUUACAUUUUGAUCAUCUCCAAAUACUGGCUUAGCUUGUCUGAACAGUUAAUCUGAAAACGGUCAAUUCAUAUGGCAAAACCUUUAUGAAAUCAAAGGAAGGAGGCCUGCCUACACAUAUAUUUUCUUCUCACUGUGGUCAUUUAGUUUUAAAAAAAAUAUGAUCUUUUAACGCGUAUUAGCAAGUCACGUUAGCGGCAAUUAGUUUGCUGUCGAGCAAAUUUAAAACCCUGUGGACGAAAAUGAUUCGAUUGGCCAGUAGGAUGAGUCUUUUAAAUUCCUUUUAUUAUGACGCAACAAUAACAUCUGUAUUUGAUUGACGAACAAGAUCUGCUUACUUGUUUGCCUGAUUGUAGUUUCAGUCGCAAUCUUUCAAAAGCCUGUAGGCCCAUUUCCAAAAUCAACCCUUUUAGAGUUAUUAAAUAGGUUGGGAAUAGAGGUAUUAUUAAACAUUAUUGUAAAUGUACAGACCUGAGAAAAUUGACAUAUCAUAGGACACUUACGUGAAGAUGAAUCAGUGUGACAAAAGCUGGAAUGCAUGGCAUAUUUGAGGCGCCUAUUGAAAUGCGUUUAUUUACCGGAAUAUGGAAGUGUAUUAUUUCUGCAUGUUAUAGUAGCAUAAUAGCUAUUUUGUGUACAAAUGUCAGUGUAAAUGCAAUUACGCAAUUGCUUGUAUAGUAGAAUAUCUGUUUGACGUCAAAUCAAAUUUUUGACUGAUCAGCUGUUAAAUGAAUGUCUCUCAAUUGCACAUCCGUGCAACCUUAUAACUAUCAUCAACACCCAUAUUUUGUGUGAAAUUUUCAGAGCAUACACAGAUAUGACAGUUGCAGUUUUAGCUUCUACAAAAGAACCCAAAAGUUAUAAUUUUAGCCUUAAAGUUGUUUCGACAUACAAACGAAAUAUGAAGAGGCAAAUAUUGCGUGAAAAAUAAAAAUAAAUGAAUGUCUGCUUCGUGAAUAUGUGCUUUUAUUGACCACCUAAAAUUGUUUACAGCAUUUUCAGAAAUAUGAAUAUAUUGCAAACGUACAUGCGAAAUAUUCUGAACAUUUUCUGUGCCCUUGCCAUGAGGACACAUUACAAGUGCCACUUUGAGAAGCCACUGCUGCUGACUUUGUGUCAUUACGCAUCGUAUGCAGAAAUUCAAGAACGCCUCGUGCUGUUCAAUUUGGUUGUCAUUGUAGGCCUCACAACAUUUUUAUCCAUAUUUCUCUUACUUUUCUCCUAGAUACAUCUUGUCGUCUCACGGAUCUGCAAUAGUAUUUCUAUAGCCUAUUUUUACGCAAUAAAAAAGCAUCACUGUAGAUAACAUGUUCAACAUUUUCAUCAAUCCUCAAGCUUCAUUACUUCAUACAACUUAAUAAUGUUCAAUGAUACCGACUUUUGCGCAACACAAAAUGAUGAAAGUAUUAGUUUAUAGACGCAAUCAAAUAUUAAAGAUCAGUUUGGCCGAAUUAAUGCGUCGGUUCGCCUUCACGUCAUCACCCGCUUAAAAGCCGCUUUUAAAAACGAAUUAAAAAUAGGAACCGUCAUGCAUUACAGAGCACCGACUAUCUGCGUUGUGCUCGAAUAAAUACAGUCAUCGAAGAUAUUUGCCAUCUCUCUUGGCAUUCACCGCGUGCCUUAAUUGUAUGGACAUUUAAAUCAAGGUCCGCUGUGAACACGAAGAGAAGCAGGCCUAUGUUCAACCACAAUAUUCAGAAUCGCACAACUAUAGGCUAUUUGGCAGCUAGGAUGUUGCACCAAAAUGUCUACGUCCUCCUUCGACUGCUGGGGCAUCAGCAUCUAACAAUGCACAGAGCAUCAUGCAUCCUUAAAGCAUCGGCGCAUCAGUUGCAAGAACAAUGCCACCUUUUUUUGCAUUCUAGAAAACGCACUCACAUAAUGUGUUAAAUUCACACUAUUGAAAAUAAAUGUAAGCGUUCCUAUGUAUUACAUUACCUAUUUUUCUGAAACCGCUCGAUAGGCACGAGUGCGUUACUUCCAUAGGACGGUGCGCAUCUCCCCAUCAUAGGUGCAACAUCAGGCCCAAGUGAUGACAAUAAAAGAAAGCGCUCAAUGGCUUGCUGCAGUUGGUCCCUUGCUCAACUCCCACGAGUUACCAAAAAAAAAAAAAAAAAAAAAAACAGUACAGGGCCCAUCUGGCUCCUCACCAGCUUUGUCAAGUCUUGCAUACGCUAAAAUGCUAAUGACCUAGAUAGCUCAUGCAAAAAUGCAGCAGAGAUAAGAAGGGGUGGGGGGUGGACUAACCCGGAGACACUGCCUUCGUAUGUGGGGGGUCGGGCGGGGUAUAUGUCAGAAGGUGGGUGCAGUUGAAAGCACCUGCAUCGGGAGGGGGUAAACUAAAUAUUGGGGAAAAAAGUGGAGGGACCAUACCAAAGCCCACCUUGCACCAUACACAGAGAGGAAAACGGGGUCCCCGCAAAUUGGAUUUUAAUUAGGCGAUGUAUUCGAGCAUCUUGACAUCCACUCAGUCUGAAAAUCAAAGAACCUAUUAAUAUAACCUGACAUAAUUUGACACAGUUGCACUUCAAUGCAUUUACAGUCGGCUGCUCUAUUAGCUAUAUGAAGGAAUCAAGAAACAUGCUUUUCUUUAGUAAAAUAGUCUCAGUUUGGUGACAUUAACAAUUCGUAAAAUCAUACAGCAAACAUUGCACAUAGAUUUCUUCAAAACUUACACAAACAGUAAACCUCAAAGCAGGAUAUAAAUAAUAGUUUUUUAUCCCCCGAGAUAAUUAUUGUCCAUAGAUCCAGUUUGGGGAAAUGUCCAGUCAGUGCUGAAGUGCGUCCUUCAAAAACCAUCAAAUGUUCUGUAUCGUCCGCACGCUAUUGCGCACGGAGCACCUUGAUGCUGCUGGAUGCAACAUAAAUCAUUUCCGCUUACAGUGUUGCAUCACAAAAUGUCCUUCAAGAUUAACGAAAAGAGAAAGAAAAAUGCAUGUAUGAAGCGGUAGCCAGAGCGGGAGGUUUCGGUGCUUGUAAGCAGAGUCGGUCAUCAUGUGAAAUGGUGUGAUGCAGAGCGCGAUCUGACAGAGAGGAGGAGAACAGCCCAGUUUA
Xyrauchen texanus (razorback sucker) is the source of this 10102-nucleotide messenger RNA. Its product is annotated as intraflagellar transport protein 172 homolog. The record is from RefSeq and is a predicted model, not a curated record. The coding region runs from base 108 to 5345 and encodes 1745 amino acids. Gene Ontology annotation, cellular component: ciliary basal body; axoneme; intraciliary transport particle B. The transcript has 48 exons. NCBI's taxonomy places the organism in Eukaryota, Metazoa, Chordata, Actinopteri, Cypriniformes, Catostomidae. Gene Ontology annotation, biological process: intraciliary transport. Gene Ontology annotation, molecular function: protein binding.